UUUACAAUGUGUCGGAGGCGGUAAUUUUUUUUGUGGAACUAAAUAAAAUUGUUAAUUAACUACAUAAUUAAUCUUUUUUUAUUGAAUAAUCUAUUUUUGAUGAUUCACUCUGCUAAUCCGAACGGUUCUCACUGUCAGUCCAAGAUCCAGUUGGCAGCUUGCGUUUUCCUAACUCAUACAAGCUGUUUCCGGCUGAUACGACGUCGCUUUAACAUCGCCUGAAGUACUCAACGCCGGGGAAAUGGGCGGCGAAGAGAAGUGGUGCGUGGUGACCGGCGGCAGGGGAUUUGCGGCUCGGCAUCUGGUGGUGAUGCUCAUCAAAUACGGCAUGUUUUCGGUUCGCAUUGCGGAUUUGGGCCCCGCCAUCAAGCUCGACAAGGACGAGGAGAACGGGGUUCUCGGCGAAGCUCUGAAAUCCGGCCGUGCCGAAUACGUGUCUGCAGAUCUUCGCAACAAAGCGCAAGUGCUUAAGGCUUGCAUAGGAGUUGUGGUUGUAUUCCAUAUGGCUGCUCCUGAUUCAUCCAUUAAUAACCAUCGGCUGCAUUAUUCUGUCAAUGUACAAGGAACCCAGAACAUUGUUGAUGUAUGUUUUAAGCUGAAAAUUAAAAGGCUUAUAUAUACAAGUUCCCCAAGUGUUGUCUUUGAUGGAGUCAAUGGAAUAUCCAAUGGAAAUGAAUCAUUGCCCUAUCCUGCUAAGCACUAUGAUUCGUACUCUGCCACAAAAGCUGAAGGAGAAUCCUUAGUUAUCAAUUCAAAUGGUUCAAAUGGACUUCUAACCUGCUGCCUUCGACCUAGCAGCAUUUUUGGCCCUGGUGAUAGGUUGUUUGUUCCAUCAUUAGCUUCUGCAGCAAGGUCUGGGAAAUUAAAGUUCAUCAUUGGAAAUGGUAACAACAUGUAUGACUUUACCUAUGUUGAGAAUGUUGCACAUGCUCACAUUUGUGCCGAGCGAGCUUUGGCAUCUGAAGGGGCAGUAGCAGAUAAAGCAGCUGGACAGGCAUAUUUCAUUACCAACGGGGAACCAAUUAAAUUUUGGGAGUUUGUCUCUCUCAUUCUGGAAGGUCUUGACUAUGAAAGGCCAAGAACCAAAAUUCCUGCCUUCAUUGUGAUGCCAAUUGCGUAUAUGGUGGAGUUUAUAUAUAAAAUUUUUGCACCUUAUGGAAUGAAGGUACCGCAGUUCAUACCUUCAAGAGUACGACUUCUGUCUGUCAGCAGAACCUUUAAUGGUUCUAAAGCAAAUGAGCUUCUUGGCUACACCCCUAUUGUGCCACUACAGGAGGGAAUUAAAAGAACUAUUGAUUCAUACCAACAUUUGAGAGCUGGUGUUCAAAGGGAAAGAAAGGGGCCUUCUAAAGCUGAAUUACUUCUUGGCAAUGGAAAAGUUGCUGAAACACUACUUUGGAGGGACAUAAAGCAGACACUCACUGUACUGGCAAUCUUGGCUGCAAUUUACUUCAAUUUCAUUGCAACUGGAUUUACCUUCGUAACUUCACUUUCCAAGCUUCUAUUGGUGGGAUCAGUCUUCCUCUUCAUCCAGGGAAAACUACCCCAGAAAAUAUUAGGAUAUAAAAUAGAAAAGAUUCCCGAGUCAAAAUUUCAUGUCUCAGAAGCUGCUUCCCACCAUAUUGCUUUGUCUGUGGCGUCGAUAUGGAAUUCUGCUGUUCGUGAUUUAAAAUCACUUUGUAAAGGAAAUGACACUACAUUUUUCCUCAAGGUUGUUCUUUCACUAUUGCUUCUCAGUAUCAUUGGAGCAGUUUCACCACACAAUGUUUUUGCCAUAGGACUACCCCUCAUCUUUACUUCCUUUGCUGUGUAUGAUAAAAAGGAGAAAGCGAUCGACAAGCUAGCCCUGAAAGCUCUUUCAUUUGGAUGCAGAUUGAAGUCCUGCACUACUGCAAAGAUUUCUAACCGAAAGAAAAAGCAAUAACUGGUAAAAAUGGCAUAUGAGUUAGUUUAAUUCUCUACAUUGGUGCAGAACGCUCCACCAUAACCUCGACUGCUGAUACACGUUUCACUUUGUUGGGUCUCCGGGAAUGAGCUAGAGCAGCACCAUGCACUCGUCUCUAACUUUGGGGCUCGUUUUGGCAUGAAUUUGUGGGCCUUGAAUUCGCUCGUCUCGUCGUUUUAGGCGACGCUAUUCUGGUGUCCCGUUUACAUGUGACUCCAGUCCAAUCAACUGGAUAUAUUCUCUUAGGACGAAAAGAUGCUGUUUUUUUGCGCUGUUAUGAAAUAGUCUUAUUGUUUGGAUGGUAGUGGUGAUUGAGUUGUUUAACUUGCCUUCUGUUUUCUUUUUCCUGCACAGGCAAGAAUAUCCACUCACUGCCCUGUGCAAUCACCAUCCCUCUCAAACUGUUUUUUUCCCCAAUGGCGGAAUGGAGGGGGGUGGGGUGGGGUGGGGUAGUAGGGGGUAGACAUUAGUCAUGCAUAUCCACAUGCAAUGUAUGUAUAAUACUCUUCUUCAAUGGGCUCUUUUUUUUUCUUUU
Salvia miltiorrhiza (redroot sage) is the source of this 2480-nucleotide messenger RNA. Its product is annotated as 3beta-hydroxysteroid-dehydrogenase/decarboxylase. The transcript is spliced from 13 exons. The coding region runs from base 242 to 1924 and encodes 560 amino acids. Gene Ontology annotation, biological process: steroid biosynthetic process. Gene Ontology annotation, molecular function: 3-beta-hydroxy-Delta5-steroid dehydrogenase (NAD+) activity. The record is from RefSeq and is a predicted model, not a curated record. NCBI's taxonomy places the organism in Eukaryota, Viridiplantae, Streptophyta, Magnoliopsida, Lamiales, Lamiaceae.